Molecule: messenger RNA, 3567 nt
Organism: Sycon ciliatum
Lineage: Eukaryota; Metazoa; Porifera; Calcarea; Leucosolenida; Sycettidae
Exons: 6
Coding region: 603-2477 (624 amino acids)
Source: RefSeq, a predicted model, not a curated record
CGACCUGUGGUCCGAAAGUAUCUUGACUUGAGUCACUUUAUGACUAGACGGAAACCCUGCCAUUUAUCACGGUGAUGCUAUCGUAGAGCUAGGCCGAGACGGAGCGCUGGCGAUGAUUCUGACUCUCAGUGAGUCGGUACAUGUGUCGAUUCAGACAUCUCGUCAGCCUCAGGGUCUCUGCUAGCUGCUGUCCACGAUGUGCUUUUCUCGCCUUGACUCGUGGCGACGACUUUCGACACAAUUGGGUUGUCGCUGCAGCCACGAAGCUAGUCCGACGGGAGGCGGAGACGGCGUGUAGACGUACGCAGAGGAUGGUGAUGCAGAAACGAAAUGAGUUACGGACGUAGCCGCUUUACAUGUUGGCGUGACCCAGCCUUCACGUCUUUCCGGCGCACCGGCGCUAGCUAGCGGUGACUGUCUAGCCGGCCGUAUGCGGCCGUGCUGACGGACUCGACAACCUGUAGAUUUGAGUUCAGGUUACCGGAGCACGUGGUGCAGCCGCUAGCGCUGAUGCGCUGGUUUCGGGAGUGGUGCGUAGAUCUACGUGAGAAGUCGGAGCCAGUGCUCAGCUGUGUCGACGAUACCACAGUCUACAGGCGAUUAUGACGCAGGAAAACAUGGCUCUUUCUACAGUCAUUGCCAGUAUCCUAGUCAGCCCCCUGCUGCUGCUGAUCACCAGCUCGAUGGCCGGUGCGUCCAUCAACCUGUCCACUGAAGUGUUUGCCGAUAUAGUGUACACUAACUGGAGUCCGUGCAGCGUGUGCUGCACACAGUACCGCGAUGUGGUGACGGAUGACGGAAUGCCAGCCAUACUGCCGGUGGGUGCCUUGCGACCGGAAGGCCGCCAGUACCGGCCCUGCACCGGACAGGCCUGCCCUCUUGACUGUGAGCUCAGUCUUUGGUCCAGCUGGACGCCGUGCACCUUUACACAGCCGUGGAAGAACCGCACCCGCCUCUUCGUCCAUCCGUCUGAUGCCCGGCAGCCGGACUGCGGUGCCAAGAAGACGAUUGAACUGCAGCUGUGCGCCGAGGGGGAUCUCGCUCGGUUUGAGUGCAGCGUCCAGGGCGAGUGGACGGAGUGGCAGGGCGAGUGUAACUGUGACUCCACCACGUUUCAAUACCAACGGCGCACUCGAGAGUGUUUGUCCAUACCCUCUAGCCCCGAGGCAGUGCAGAUAAGACCCUGCAUAUCGGCCAACACGCCCGCUAGACUGCUGCCAACAGACUGUAAUCGGCCGAACCUGUACAAUUGCUUCCCGCACAACGCACCGCCAUGGUCGGCCUGGUCUUGCGAUGCCACUUGCGAAAGUACGCCCACCGCCGCUGAAGUUAUGGGCACUGCCUCACGCAGGCGUGAUAUCGGCUUGAUGCAGGUCGAUAGCAGUGCCGCACGUGGAGACCUGGCCGUCUGCAUUUGCCAACAACGACUGCAGACGGCUGUGUGUCGUAUUCCAUGCAACGGCACUGCAAUUGCUACGAGAACUGUCGUGGCGCCGCCGAUCACAACUACUAUUCCACCAGAUACUGAUGGUGAGCCCGAUGAUGACCAAGCAGGUGAUAGAGACAGCAGUAGUACCACCAGUCGGCUGUUCAUUGGCGCUUCGGUCAUUCUGGCGAUUCUCCUCUUCGCCGCGUGUGCAGCUGUAUCACACUUCUAUAAAAGGCACAAGCGAAGCCGUGAAGAGCUGACAUCUCUUCUGGACAUUUCACAGCCAGGAAGGGCGAGUACGGACGCCAUGAACUCUCCGCAAGUCUCAGGCCAGCCACUUGACACUGCUGAGAACGCAACCGCCCAAGACGAAUCGAGGCUGACAACUAGUAUCCAUGGCGGUGGUGAUAGAGACGGGAAGAUGGUUGCCGAGGUCUAUAUCAACCCGCACUAUCGAUCGCCAAUCAGAUACCCCAGCUACCGAGACCAGUACUCUGACUCGUCGGCUACCGACCGCCUCAGUCAAAUCUCAGAUUUCAGGAAUGCUACCGACAAGACAUCACAUGAUGGUCGGCCUCAGUUCAUGCCGUCUACAGCGCACCCCACAUCGGUCGCAUCCCAAACUGACCAACGCCCGCAGCACUUCCACAGCGAGGACACGGACAGGCACGAGCGCCUGGAGAUGACGAUGAUGUCGCCGGGAAAGCCACGACGUCGCCGCUUCAUCUCUCGCUACAUGGACAGCCGGGCACAAGGCCGCAGCGCCACUGCCAUUUCCCCGAGGGCCAUUGCGCAGAGCUGCAGCUGUCACAUCGGCAGAGACGCUGCUGCUGCGGGGGCGGUGGCUAUGCAUGCUCCCAGCUGUUACUCCAUGACCUCCAGCACGGACGAGCCAACGCAGCGCUAUGUGACGUCCAGACGUCUAUCACGCUUUCCCCGCCUGCAUGCAAGACCAAAGCCUGAAGAUACGAACCCCGCAGCUCAGCGGCGAGUCGACGAAACACUGUCCGAAAAUGAAAACCGCCGCAGCCGCUCUUGGGAUAAGUGACGGAGUUUCAUUAUUCAUCACCGGCCAUUGAAUUUUAGCGUGUACGGUACACAGGGUGGUGAUGUCAUUACCGAGGUGUUGUCAAAUGUAAUCGGCUUUAUGUGAUGUCAACAGAGUGUUUUUCUCCAGCAAAGAAGACGGUUAUUUGCCUUGCCUUCUGCUUGCGCCUUUCCCAUUGUUUCAAUUCGUCUUGUGGUCAAACACUUCAAACUACAGGUCAGACAUGUUGAGUUUUAGAUGGUGCAGUAUAGCCAUUAUGUGUCACCACUCUUGAGAGCCCACCCCCCCCCCCCGCCAUUUUAGACCCUUUGAUUGGACACUUUACUUUGACCCAUAAUUGUCUAUUUGUCUUACACAGCACUAAAUACUCUGAGUAUCUAAAAAGGAAAAAUGUGGGCACAAGUUAUGCAAUCGAGUCCACCAACUAAGCAGAUUUUGAACAGUCAGGCGUGCACAAUCCAUCAUGAAACUAGAUCAAUCGCAUAACUUGUGCCCACAUUUUUCCAUGUUACAUUUUUUUCCUUGCGGCUCACCAUCUGAGUUCUUAUCUUAAAAGGGGGUGGUUGAAAAGAACAUUCAGGCACCUUACACUUUGUAGGACUCUUGAACCCCCACGGCCAGACCGGCGUGUGCAGCGUGAUAGCAAUCGCCUACAGCAGUCAGCCAGAACAGCCGUAGUAGCCGCAUGACGUGCUGCACAUACACCGCAAGCUGGACUGAGCCUGCAAGUCUCAUCAGUAGAGUAAUUGAUUGUUACCAUGGUUACCCGGCACAUGUACUAAGUAUUUAUAUUGGCUUGCGCUGGACCAUGCUAGACCACACGCGUUUGCGGAGUGAUUUUCUGGCCACUGGUGUACUGUGACUACUUCACGCUUUGCUCUCAGUCUUUUUGCUCAGUCCCUUUUUCAUGAACACCCAUCACACAAUGCGACCACUCAAAGAGCCUUCACUGUGACAUCACAGUGUGGACGCUGUGUACAGGUGAACUCCUUAUCUAGGGCUAUUUGACUGGAAAUAAUAUCCCUCGGUCCUAGUCCGAGGCUUCUGAGACAGGUGGUCACCUAAUCAGAGUGGUCGCUUUGACAGCUAG